Molecule: messenger RNA, 900 nt
Organism: Chaetomium globosum CBS 148.51
Lineage: Eukaryota; Fungi; Ascomycota; Sordariomycetes; Sordariales; Chaetomiaceae
Exons: 2
Coding region: 1-900 (299 amino acids)
Source: RefSeq, a predicted model, not a curated record
AUGGCCAAGGGACUCUGUGCUACACGCAUGCAGGUUUCAGGCAGCCAUCUUUUAUCUCUUGCAGGUUUGGUGCUUCUCACCAACCACGGCUCAAGCGGCUCAGGGGCUCAAUUUGACCACGUUCUACCGUUGAGACUUCAGAGUCACUUUGUCCGUUCAACAACCACGGCACUGCAUUUGAUGACCCCCGGAGUCAUGACCACUAACAAACGAGUCUGGCUGAUCACGGGAACCUCAUCUAGCCUGGGUCAUGAAAUUGCCCGUGCAGCUCUCGCCCUCGGUGAUGUUGUUGUAGCCACGGCACGCGACCCGCGCAAGCUGGCCGACCUCUCAGCGGCGGGCGCCAUUACCGAACAGCUCGACGUGACGGCCCCCGACACCACGCUCUCCACCACCAUCACCCGCAUCGUGCAGCGUACCGGGACCAUUGACGUUCUGGUCAACAACGCGGGGUACAUCCUCGCCGGCGCCGUCGAAGAGGCCAGCCGCGACGAAGCCCAGGACCAAUUCGCCACCAACGUCUUCGGCCAGCUCAACGUCGCCCGCGCCGUACUUCCCCACAUGCGCCGCCAGCGGUCCGGCGUCAUCGCCAAUCUGGGCAGCAUGACCGGCUGGCAGGGCGGUCCCGCCGUGGGGCUGUACUGCGCCAGCAAGGCCUGCGCGGGGAUCCUGUCCGAGGCCCUGCGCGCCGAGGUCGCCCACCUCAGCAUCACCGUCACCGCCGUCGAGCCGGGCGCCUUCCGGACCGACUUCCUCGCGCAGGGCCACAAGGUGCGCGCCGCAAAGCACAUUAGCGAGCUGGACGAGGGCACUUCCGGCACACACGACGUCUUGCCGGCUUAUAACCAACGGCAACCCGGCGACCCGGUCAAGGCGGCCAGGUUGAUCGUGGAGGGCUGA